Molecule: messenger RNA, 915 nt
Organism: Populus nigra (black poplar)
Lineage: Eukaryota; Viridiplantae; Streptophyta; Magnoliopsida; Malpighiales; Salicaceae
Exons: 1
Coding region: 109-693 (194 amino acids)
Source: RefSeq, a predicted model, not a curated record
UAAAACCUCCCUUGCAUACCACAUCUCUCCUCAUUUCCUUCACCUUCCUUCCCAGCAAGAGUAAAAAAGUCAGCCAAUCCUCUCUUCUGGGCUGCCCCCUUCUCCUCGAUGGCACCCUCAAAGCUCAUCUUCACCCUCUUCAUCCUCCUUUCCUCCCUCUCCUUCUCAUGCUCAGCAAGACCUUGCAAAACCCUUUUCAUCUCUUCUUAUUCCUUGUCCAUCAAACCCCUUAACCCUAACCCUAACAACCCAUCUUCUGGUUUCUUUAUCGUUACUGAAAUCGAAGAAACCUCAACUUCCACCUUCCACUCGAACUUCUUUAACCGCAGAUUCAUCCCUUUCAUCCCUAACAAUAAUUACGAGAAAUCCCAUGAAAUUCAUGACAAGAAGGGUUUUCAAGAAACCGCCCAGGUGGGGUCGGUUUGGCCUGGAUUUGGUGGUUAUGAUUUGAGUUCGUUGCGUGAUCGUACUAAGGAUAUUCUUAGCGUGGUGGUUGCUUUGCUUUUUGGUGUCGGUUGUGGUGCUCUUACCGCAGCUACGAUGUACUUGGUUUGGUCUUUUUUUUCUCCUUCGCAGCCGCGCUAUAGUCAUUAUUUUGAUGGAGAUUUUAGUGAUGAUGAGGAGGAGGAUGUGAAGAAAAUUGGGUAUGUCAAGAUUCCUGAGGCGGAGCAAGUUAAAUGCGGUUCGGUAUGAGGGAGAUUGGUAAUUUCUUGAUUUGGGUUUGCGUAUAUAGUAAUCAAGAUAGUGAAUUCGGUAAUUAUCAACUGGUUUCAUUUUAUCGAUGUUUAUGUUAUUAUGGAAUUGUUGUUAUUAGUGACGAACAAAUGAUGAUGCUUUUAUGGUGUGUGUUGUUUUUAUUGCCGAAAGGCUCUGACUUUUAUUGUUAUGUAAUAUCAGUUGACUCUGGUGCGUUAA